This is a messenger RNA of Anopheles funestus (African malaria mosquito), 1488 nucleotides long. RefSeq lists its product as uncharacterized. The record is from RefSeq and is a predicted model, not a curated record. Bases 242 to 982 code for a protein of 246 amino acids. The transcript has 2 exons. Lineage: Eukaryota; Metazoa; Arthropoda; Insecta; Diptera; Culicidae.
CUCCCAAACCAUGGUGGCGUGUGUAUAAAUAUGACGUUACCGUUGCAGUACAGCAUCAGUGAUCUUGCAACCGGCGUUCGUGUCUGAACCGUCUUGGAGUCUCCCAUUUUCCCUAGAUCGCCAAACAGUGCCACAGGACAUUCCGUGUCGUACCGGAUAUUCCGUGUUCUAUUGUGUACGUGUGCGUGAUUGUGCUUGUGUGUGUGUGUGUGAGCCGUGUCCAGUGUAUUACAAAAAAAAGAUGAAUCCAUCCGUUGUGCGUAUCAUCUUUGCCGUCGUGGUGCUGCUCGGUGUGGUUGCUGCCACCGAGGACUACCAAAGCCAAAGCUUGCGGGCUAUCGUGCGGGUGUACGACGAGUGCUCCAAGGCGGAGACCGGAUUCACUCCGUGUCUGAAGAAGCGCGCCAUUACCUUUAUCGAUCGGUUGUCCCGUGUGGAUGCCCUUGCGCUCGGUGAUCUCAAGAUUGUACGGAACGAGCGGGCGGCGACGGAACCGAGCAAACCACUGACUGAGGCUGAGCUUGAGCAGAGUCUGCCCCGUGGACUGGAGGCACGCGAUGAGGCACUCACCAACAUGCUCCUGGAGAAGGUUGCCGGAAUCUUCAGCAGCCGAACGGUGCAGGUUACGUUGCCCAAACUUUCCAGCGAGGAACUCGGCCGUGGCUUAGAGGAAGGCCGCGGCAAAAUGAAGAAAAUGAUGAGCAUGAUGAUCAUGGGUUUCAUGAUGAAGAUGGCUGCCAUGGUUCCCGUCGCCAUCGCCGGUCUCUAUCUGCUCGCUGGUAAGGCUCUGAUCGUGUCCAAGAUCGCCCUCCUGUUGGCCGGUAUCAUCGGGCUGAAGAAGCUGGUCGCCAGCAAGCAGCAGCACGGUAGCGGUUGGUCGAGCGGUGGCUCCGGACACGGUGGCUGGGAUCGACGAUCGGCCGAUGCAGCGGCAAUCGCCCAAAACAUGGCGUACAGUGCGUACGCUAAGAACCAGGCGUAAAACCCCGGAAUGCACCAACCAUCACACCAUCAUCACCACACCAUCCCCCGUACAUAAGUUCUUUCAUCGCAAACCAUCGUCUUCCUUUCUUUCAUCGUCAUCGUACCCAAUCGCAAAACGCGCAACGUACCGGAUCGUCUAGAAACAUAUUUAUUUAUUUAUUUAAGUUAUUUAAAUUAUUUAACAAUCGACCUUAAGUCCGUCUGUGAGUCAAACACCCUUCCGCCUUUCCCACCCCGUCGAGCCCACGAAUUGAUAUACAAAAUGAGGAAAAUGCUUUUCUUUCUACGACGCCCUUUCAUAUGUGGCACAGGCAAAAACCACAAAAAACAGUAGCUUACGGUACAAUCUCUCCAAGGCCCUAACGAUUCUCUUCUAUUCUUCGCUUUCCUUUCCACAUCGUGACAUUUUUCUUCGCAGAAAAAUGGCACCCAAUCUGCAUACAAUCGUCUCCCGAAAAAAAAACCGUUCCUCCUACAUUUGUUUCAAUUCUAUCAAUCGACCUA